Molecule: messenger RNA, 2982 nt
Organism: Chanos chanos (milkfish)
Lineage: Eukaryota; Metazoa; Chordata; Actinopteri; Gonorynchiformes; Chanidae
Gene: dnmt3aa
Product: DNA (cytosine-5-)-methyltransferase 3 alpha a
Exons: 23
Coding region: 25-2829 (934 amino acids)
Biological process (GO): negative regulation of DNA-templated transcription
Cellular component (GO): cytoplasm; nucleus
Molecular function (GO): methyltransferase activity
Source: RefSeq, a predicted model, not a curated record
UCAAAUUUGUAUCACUUUAUUUUGAUGAUGCCAUCAAACGCUGCAGCCGCCUCCCCCACGUUCGAAACUUCUGACUUGGAUUGUGACGCAGCAAUGGGGAAAAAAACGAGUGUUGAGAAGCAGGAAGUGCGAGAGGUCACACAGGAAGAGAGAGAGAUGGAAGUUCCGACGCGUAGAGUCGGCCGACCAGCACGGAAGCGCAAGCCACCAUCAGACCACCAGGGGCACUGUGGAGUAGAGGCCAUCUCCAGAAUGCUCAGACUGAGCCAGGUGAAUAGUUCUGAUCCAAAAGAGGGUGUGGCCAGGGAAAAGGGGGCGGAGUGCAACAGUGAUAUGGAGAAUGGCGUUACCAAUGGUCCUUUGCAGGAUCACAACUCCUCUCCCAGCCCUGAUUCCACUCAUCAAAAUGGAACCAGCACGCCACCUUGCCAAGAGGACUCCGCCCCCUCCAGCGAGCGGAAGAAAUGGGGGCGACGGAAACUCAAGCACCCAGCGAAACAUGUGGAGGAAGAUGAAAGCAGCAGUGACAAUGGUAAAGGAGAGAGUGAAGGAGGGAGACUCAGAGGGAGACAGGGUUGGGAUAUCACCCUGAGAAAAAGACCAAUCCCCAGGGAGACCUUCCAGGCCGGAGACCCUUUUCACAUAACCAAGAGAGAGAGAGAAGAAUGGAUUGCACGCUGGAAAAAAGAGCAGGAAGAGAAGAAGUCCCGCCUAGUGGCUGUGAUGGACACAAUGGACAACCAAUCAGGAACAGAGCAUGAGAAGGAAGAGGAGGAUUUGUCAGCUGCCAGUCUUCCAGCUACGCCCACACCACAAACUCCACCCCCUCAGCAGCACACUGACCCUGCUUCUCCAACGGUUGCCACGACACCUGAGCCUGCCCCUGUUGCCUGUGGCAACAAGAGGCAGAACUUGAGUGAAGCGGAACUUGAGUAUGAGGAUGGGCGUGGUUUUGGCAUCGGGGAGCUGGUGUGGGGGAAGCUAAGGGGCUUUUCGUGGUGGCCCGGACGGAUCGUAUCCUGGUGGAUGACGGGCAGGAGUCGGGCAGCGGAGGGAACGAGAUGGGUCAUGUGGUUUGGAGAUGGGAAAUUCUCAGUGGUGUGUGUGGAGAAGCUGUUGCCUUUGAGUUCUUUCUCCACUGCCUUCCAUCAGCCAACCUACAACAAACAACCCAUGUACAGAAAAGCCAUCUAUGAGGUGCUACAGACGGCGAGUAUUCGGGCAGGGAAGCCUUUCCCAUCAUGCCCAUCCUCUGAUGACUCAGAUUCGGGGAAGAGCGUGGAGCUGCUGACCAGAGAGAUGAUUGAAUGGGCCAGCAAUGGGUUCAUGCCCUCUGGAGCCAAAGGCCUAGAGCCACCACCUGCGGAGCGGAACCCAUAUACAGAAGUGUACCCAGAAAUGUGGGUGGAGCCAGAGGCAGCUGCAUACACAGCCCCGCCCCCUGCCAAAAAACCCAAACCCAGGAAAAGUAGUGUGGAGAAACCCAAAAUUAAGGAGAUCAUUGAUGAAGGGACCAGAGAGAGACUGAUGUACGAGGUGAGACAGAAAAUCAGGAAUAUUGAAGAUAUCUGUAUCUCCUGCGGGAGUUUGAAUGUAUCACUAGAGCAUCCUCUGUUUGUCGGAGCUAUGUGCCAGAGCUGCAAGAACUGUUUUCUGGAGUGUGCGUAUCAGUAUGAUGAUGAUGGCUAUCAGUCCUACUGCACCAUCUGCUGUGGAGGCAGGGAGGUGCUCAUGUGUGGAAACAACAACUGCUGCAGGUGUUUCUGUGUUGAGUGUGUAGAUCUGUUGGUAGGGACGGGAUCUGCCCAGGCAGCGAUCCGAGAGGAUCCAUGGAAUUGUUAUAUGUGUGGGAGUAGGAGUGUGUUUGGUUUACUGAGACGCAGAGAAGACUGGCCCUCCAGACUACAGCUCUUCUUCGCCAACAACCACGACCAGGACUUUGACCCUCCUAAGCUCUAUGCCCCUGUGCCUGUAGAUCAGAGGAAGCCAAUCAGAGUCCUCUCUCUGUUUGAUGGCAUUGCCACCGGUUUGCUGGUGCUGAAGGAUUUGGGCAUACAGGUGGACAGGUAUGUGGCGUCGGAGGUGAGUGAGGAUUCCAUCACCGUGGGCAUUGUUCGACACCAGGGCCGGAUUAUAUAUGUGGGUGAUGUUCGAAACGUCACACGUAAACAUAUUCAGGAAUGGGGUCCAUUUGACUUGGUGAUUGGUGGAAGCCCGUGUAAUGACCUGUCUAUUGUCAACCCAGCCAGAAAAGGCCUUUAUGAGGGAACAGGUCGCCUGUUUUUUGAGUUUUACCGACUGCUCCACGAAGCCCGUCCUAAAGCAGGGGAUGAGCGGCCGUUUUUCUGGCUCUUUGAGAACGUGGUGGCCAUGGGAGUCAGUGACAAGAGAGACAUCUCACGUUUCUUAGAAUGUAAUCCAGUUAUGAUUGAUGCUAAAGAGGUGUCUGCUGCCCAUAGAGCACGGUACUUCUGGGGCAACCUGCCUGGAAUGAACAGGCCAUUGACUGCCAUGGUAAAUGAUAAGCUAGAUCUACAAGACUGUCUGGAACAUGGACGCACUGCCAAGUUCCGCAAGGUGCGAACCAUCACCACUCGGUCUAAUUCUAUCAAGCAGGGUAAAGAUCAGCACUUCCCCGUCUUCAUGAACGACAAGGAGGACAUCCUCUGGUGCACCGAGAUUGAGCGAGUGUUUGGAUUCCCGGUCCACUACACUGAUGUUUCCAACAUGAGCAGGCUGUCCAGGCAAAGGCUUCUGGGAAGGUCUUGGAGUGUUCCUGUAAUUCGACACCUCUUUGCGCCACUGAAGGAUUACUUUGCCUGCGAGUAGAGCUCCACCCAUCUAAUCUGCAUAAAUGCAGUCUCCGCCUCUGACAGAGCCUAUGUCGGCCCCUACAACUAAUGGCUCACUCCACUCCUUCAUUUGCAUCCAGACCAAACUCAACCCCGUUUGCUGUCUUUUGGGAGAGACCAGACUCUGUAA